Messenger RNA from Sugiyamaella lignohabitans, 1659 nucleotides. RefSeq lists its product as uncharacterized. The record is from RefSeq and is a predicted model, not a curated record. The coding region runs from base 1 to 1659 and encodes 552 amino acids. Gene Ontology annotation, cellular component: membrane. NCBI's taxonomy places the organism in Eukaryota, Fungi, Ascomycota, Dipodascomycetes, Dipodascales, Trichomonascaceae. The transcript has a single exon.
AUGAAGAAGCUAUGGGAUUCACUGAAAUCCAAUGCAAGGUAUCAAGCUAUUGUCAUUGGGUCGGGCUUGGUGGGAUUGUUAUAUGUGAUACUUACUAGUGGAUUAUCUCUCAUGUCCAUAAAGGCUCUUGUAAUUGCAUUGUCUUAUUGCUAUGCUCUUAUUAUGGCUCUAUGGCUUAUGGGACAUGGCCUCGUCAAUGUUCCUCGCGAGCUAUGGCUGCGAGCUGAUGUCAAUGUGAGAUUAAACAACGAUUACAGACAUGCAAGGUCUGUAUGUGAUGCUUUUGCCGAUGCUCAAUCCAGUUAUGUAGAUGUGGCUGCUGAGAUAACAUCCAUUGCUAGAUUCAAAGAUGGAAGCCAACACUUGGAAUGGAUAGAUGAACUCGUGGAAGAAGUGGAAACAACUGCUUUCACCAUCCACAGCAGUGCCAUAGCAGGUCACCCAACAGUGAAUGUUGAUAGGUCUCUACUUAACGAGCAGUAUCUCUCGACUCUGGCAGCCAGAUAUUAUAAAUAUCGCGCCAGAAUGAUUCGUCAUAGGGCCAGCUGGCAAAAAUUGUUGAAAGAUUGCUCAAUUGCGGAAGAUAUAGUCAAUGCUUCUCGGGAUACCACGAAUAAAGAACUUAUAUUUCGCUAUGGCCGAACAAUGUUACCGGCUAAGUUGGCCAGGUUCUAUUAUGUGAACAUCAACAUGUAUUUCGUGCGGACAUUCGCUGUAUUGCUAGCCAUUCUAUCUGUGGCAAUUAUAUGGUCUGAACUGGUACAUGGAACUGUAGCUUCAUUGGUAAACCUUGUCAUAUCUGUUACAUAUGGGGUGGGUCAGCAGCUUGUAUCCUCUAUUAUCCUUGGGUAUAUGUGCAUUGCGUCGUUCGCGAGUCUGGCUCGAAUUAGGGUGUUCAACAUCUAUGGUCUAGUUCAUAAGGGGUCUGAUUUGUCUUCUCUACUAUUCUAUGCCAGUUAUGCUUGUAGAUUGACUGUUCCGCUCAGCUAUAAUUAUCUGACGCUGAUUGGUUCAAGAGAAUCAGUCUUUGAAGAGUUUCUUGGAAAGUCUAUUAACUUGACGCCACUUGGUAAAGCAUUUAAUGACUGGCUUCCGAGGCUGAUUCUUUUACCCAUUAUUUUCACUUUAUUCCAUGUUUAUGAUAAAGUAAAGGAUUAUUUCAGCUUUGAGCUUGGUUUUGAUGACGACGAUGAGAUUGGAGCUUUGAACAGUUCUGUUAUAGAGGGCAAGGAGCUUGUCAACAGGGCACUUAGCGACCCAAAUUUUAGAUUUGCCAUUGACGGUGCUGCACCUGACUCUCUGUCUGGAGCUAAUAGGGGCUCACCAGCACUAAAUUCACGGAGCAGCAAUGAAUUUGGAGGCAUUCGUGCAAGUCGAGACAUAUCACGAUCAAGCUUACUACCCACGCACAACUUGAGUAGUAGUCCGUCGUCACGUACGUUUGGCGGUGCUACAUCGCCUCGGCCGUGGUCUUCACCACAAGUUAACGAGUUUGAAGAGCCAACACGCUUAACAGAGUCUAUGAAUAAUGUACGCUCAUUUUUUGGCAACAUUAGUCAGCGCGUCCAAUCUGGCAUUUCCAACAUUAGGCAAGGAGAUUCCGUCCCAAGAUGGGCUCGUUUGUCUCAAUCUGAAGAUCAAGACUCCCAGAUCCUCUAA